This is a messenger RNA of Colletotrichum destructivum, 1642 nucleotides long. Its product is annotated as Putative translation initiation factor IF6. Lineage: Eukaryota; Fungi; Ascomycota; Sordariomycetes; Glomerellales; Glomerellaceae. Gene Ontology annotation, molecular function: ribosomal large subunit binding. The record is from RefSeq and is a predicted model, not a curated record. The transcript is spliced from 3 exons. Bases 192 to 932 code for a protein of 246 amino acids. Gene Ontology annotation, cellular component: preribosome, large subunit precursor; nucleolus; cytosol. Gene Ontology annotation, biological process: cytosolic ribosome assembly; maturation of LSU-rRNA; maturation of 5.8S rRNA.
GCAAAAAUUCCAUCACCAACAACACCCUGACGGCACGACCCUUGACGACGACAAUUUUUCCUACGCCUACGCAGGAACACCCACUGAAAGACUAUCCCUUACGACUAUUGCUGUCGUAUACCUCGAUACUCCCCCCGUCCAAAACAACCAUUCAGGUGGUCAAUACCGAGUAUCCCGGAACAAACACAAUCAUGGCGGUGCGCGCGCAAUUCGAGAAUUCCAACGAGAUUGGUUGCUUCGCAACUCUCACCAACUCGUAUGCUCUCGUCGCCCCCGGCGCCAGCGAGAACUUUUACAGCGUGUUCGAGGCCGAGUUGCAAGGCGUGAUCCCCAUUUGCCGGGCCAGCAUUGCCGGCGUCCGCAUCAUUGGUCGGUUAACGGCUGGUAACCGCAAGGGUCUUUUGGUCCCCAACACCACGUCAGAUCAGGAGCUCCAACACCUCCGCAACUCCCUGCCAGACGAAGUUCGUAUCCAGAGAAUAGAAGAGCGCCUGUCGGCCCUCGGCAACGUCAUCGUAUGCAACGACCACAUCGCUCUCAUCCACCCGGACCUGGAGCGCGAGACGGAGGAGAUUAUCGCCGACGUGCUCGGCGUCGAGGUGUUCAGGCAGACCAUCGCCGACAACGUGCUCGUCGGCUCGUACAUGUCGCUCACGAACCAGGGCGGUCUCGUGCACCCCAAGACGUCGAUACAGGACCAGGAUGAGCUCUCGAGCUUGUUGCAGGUGCCCCUGGUAGCCGGCAGUGUCAACCGCGGCAGCAACGUCGUCGGCUCCGGCAUGGUCGUCAACGACUGGAUGGCCGUUACCGGCCUCGACACGACGGCGACAGAGCUCAGCGUGAUUGAGAGCGUCUUCAGACUGGGCGAGGGCCUGGGCCCGGACAAUGUCAACACCAAGCUCAAGGACACCAUGGUCGAGUCUUUCUACUAGAGAAAGGCGAUUUGUUGUCAUUGUGGAGGAGGUUUUGGUAGAGACUGCCGGAGUAUUGCUGGGUCGGGUUUUUCGUUGGUUUGGGAUACCAUUAAUGGGCUGAGCACGGUUUGGUAGGCUCAUCCCACGAGCCAGGUUUAGGGUUCAGUACAUCGUGGGCGUAUAUCAUUACGGCCGGCAUGAAUAAAAGUCCUACGGGCACUUGGCACCCACUUCGUCGUGUCAGCAGAUCGUUGACUGUGGCUCAAUUUAAGGUACUUGCAUGCCGAGAACGGACAGCGAAAUUAAUCCAUUUGGCGGGUGUUAAUCUGAUAAUCUCAGUCACUCCUCGACAACACUAACGCUGUCUCCCACAUCUGAGGUCGUCACUAACGACAACGGCCCAGUGGAAACGUGUGCAGUUUCUGAACAACAAACCUUGAACUUUAGGUGAGAGGAGCAGGUCUCAUCGCCUAUCACUACUACUGCCACCAAAUCGAGACAGACGUGGACGGUAGGGGUGGGGACACCGACACGUUCUAGUCGCCGGUUGAGAACAUGUGCUAUUUCGGGCGACCAAGGCGGCCGUCCAGCCACACAGUGGCAUGAGACGUGGAUUUUUAGCGGAGGUUUUGUGUUUUUUCCCCUUGGCUGGCCGGCCGUGCAAUGGAGAUGUUCUCUUUGCAUGGGCAAGGCAAGGGCUUUCCAUGCAACAAGGGAGCAAGUGCACC